Sesamum indicum (sesame) is the source of this 576-nucleotide messenger RNA. RefSeq names its product non-specific lipid-transfer protein 2. Lineage: Eukaryota; Viridiplantae; Streptophyta; Magnoliopsida; Lamiales; Pedaliaceae. The record is from RefSeq and is a predicted model, not a curated record. Gene Ontology annotation, molecular function: lipid binding. Gene Ontology annotation, biological process: lipid transport.
CUAAAACUUGCCUACUCAACUAUUGCUAGAAAACAACACUAAGCCCUUUGUUCCGUCACUUGAGAUCUUCCAAUUACAAUGGCUGGAGUUAACAAGUCAAUGUGCAUUGUCCUCAUCGCUGCCGUCUUGGUCUUGGUCGUGGCCGUUGCCCCUCGCACUGAGGCAGCAAUAAGCUGCAGCACGGUGGUUUCAUACUUGAAUCAAUGCCUGCCAUAUGUGUCCAACAAAGGCCCUCUAGGCAGUUGUUGCAGUGGAGUUAAGGGUCUCUAUGGCGCAGCACAGACUACAGAAGAUCGUCAAAGUGUGUGCAACUGCUUGGAAUCGCUUGCUGGCUCAUACACUGAUGUCGACAUGAACAAGGUCGCUGGACUCCCUGGACAAUGUGACGUCGACAUUCCCUACAAGAUUAGCCCUUCCACUAACUGCACAAAGGUCAACUGAGGAGUUAUGUUCGGAAAAAUAGUGGUCUACAUAUAUAAUUAAGUUGGUAGCUAUGUAAAAUAAAGGGUAGUCUUGUGUUUUCUUCCCAUAAGCAACUGAUGAAUAAUACCCACCUUUUGUAUGCUCGUACAUUAA